AUGAUGCGAUCCCUCCUCUCCCUCUCCCUCCUGCUCGCCCUCUCGACCUCGAUGCAGGUCCAAGCAAAACACCACGGUUUCAGCAGCAGCCACACGACGUACCACUACCCCUCUUCGCCCGGUUCCGGCUACCCGGCCGUGACCCAAUCCAAGGGAGGGAUGGGAUUGGGCGGCAUCUUCGCCGGUUCCCUCGCGGGCGCCGCGGGUGGCACGCUCGGCGUGCUCGCUGUCAAGGAUGGGUAUAAUGCCCUCGUCCACCCGCACCCCUCAGCCGCUGGUGGUGGCGGUGAAAAGAGCGAGGGAGGUGCCGGUGGUGGUGAGAAGAAGGAGGGUGCUGCUACGACCACCAACACCAACGCCAACACCAACAAUGGCGAAGCAGCGACGACAAAGGUCGUCUACGUACCCACGAUGCCCGGACCCGUCGUCUACUACGUCCAACCCGGUAUUGGCAGUGGCGGAGCUGCUGCGCUGCCCCUGGCCUACCCGCAGGCCCAAGUCGCACCGCCAGUUUACAACCCGGCCCCCGUCUACGCUUACGGCCAAGCUCCCGCCGUGCACCCCUACGGCCAGACCUUCCCCGCCUCCCAGGCCCCCGCUCCCAUCAGCGGCAGCGGCGGCGGCGCAGCGGGCUACACCGCGCCCGCGUCCGUGCCCGGUCAAGGCGCGCCGCCCAACAACUUUUACAGGCGCGCCCUCGCUCAGCGUGCCGGUGCUGAUGUUGUCCAUCCUGCCGCCGCUGACGACGACGAGGAGAAGAAGGAGGAGGGCAAGGUAGACGACGAAGUGAAACAGGAGGCGGUCGCGUCGUCGUAG
Pseudozyma flocculosa PF-1 is the source of this 816-nucleotide messenger RNA. RefSeq lists its product as uncharacterized. The record is from RefSeq and is a predicted model, not a curated record. NCBI's taxonomy places the organism in Eukaryota, Fungi, Basidiomycota, Ustilaginomycetes, Ustilaginales, Ustilaginaceae. The transcript has 2 exons. Bases 1 to 816 code for a protein of 271 amino acids.